UUUCCUCUCAUCUAAUUAAAACAAAUUGACGACGAUGGGUGACCGCCACGCACACCAGCAGCGCCUUCAUCAAAGUCAGAAAGGUCCUUCAGCUUCACAAAUUCUGGCUAUUGUUACUCUUCUACCUGUUGGUGGGACACUUGUUUGCCUCGCUGGCAUUACUCUUGUUGGCACUUUAAUUGGGCUUGCUCUUGCAACUCCAGUUUUUCUACUCUUUAGCCCAGUUAUUGUACCUGCUACGCUUACUAUUGCCCUUGCUGUUGCUGGAUUUUUAACUUCUGGUGCUUUUGGUAUUACUGGACUUUCAUCUUUCUCUUGGAUUCUCAAUUAUUUCAGACAAGGUAAAUCGAUGGUCCCAGAGAGUAUGGAAGCGGCAAAGAGGCGUAUGGCGGAUGCUGCAUCGCACUUGGGGCAGAAGACGAAGGACGCCGGACAAACAAUCCAGAGCAAAGCACAGGAAGGGAAAGAAGGAACCAAGACUUAGUUAAUUUAAUUUUAUGUUUUUAAGUUGGAAAAAUUAAAAAAAAAAUGUAUGCUAAAAUUAAUGUGCAUUUUAAUUUUUUUGCCCCUCUUUUAAGCUUUUUGGUGUUUUUUGUGCGAUGCAAUGUGAUGUGUUAGUUCGUCCUAUUUAAGAAA
Messenger RNA from Solanum lycopersicum (tomato), 636 nucleotides. Its product is annotated as oleosin H1-like. NCBI's taxonomy places the organism in Eukaryota, Viridiplantae, Streptophyta, Magnoliopsida, Solanales, Solanaceae. Gene Ontology annotation, biological process: lipid storage; response to freezing; seed oilbody biogenesis. The record is from RefSeq and is a predicted model, not a curated record. Gene Ontology annotation, cellular component: monolayer-surrounded lipid storage body; membrane.